CUUUACUGCCGGAAGUCAGGACUCCUUUGUCGACCACCGUUACGAACAUAAACCCAGUCCAGACUGCAACGGCAAGGAGCAUUCCGCUGGAAGACUAUACUUGCUCAGCGCUCAGCAGUGGAGGUUCGGCGUCGGAGGCUUGGACGACGUUCGUUACGGUGUGCGAAGCUAUUGCUGUCUAAGAGCCAAUGUCGCGAUCUCUCUUCCGCACAGGCGGGUUCCGAAGGCUGGACAGUUUGCCCACAGAGAUACUGGUAGAGAUUCUCAGCCUCUUGGACGCGCCGGAGAUCGCGACUUGUCGUCUUUUAUGCAGGAGGUUUGAUGACAUCGUCUGUAGCAACGCACGGCUGCAGUAUCCGAUUCACCUCGAACUUGCCAACUGUGUCGAUGACCACCCGGACCACCCAUCACCAGUAGGAGUCCGGCUGAAGCGAUUAUUGGCACGACAAGAGGCGUGGAAGGCACAGGACUUCCGCAAGAAGCGACAAUUAUCCUCGUCCACGGUCUCCCAUACACCGUCGGCCUCUGCAUAUCGUAGUGGGGUACUCGUGUUCGGAGUGUUAAACCAUACCCUUCUCCAUCCCGCAAUUCAACCUCAGGUGGCCGAUAUCCUGGGCUUGAUGUAUAUCAAUGAACUGCAUGUGCUCUUCCUGCACGGUGCUGGACAUGACCUCGACCACCGUCGACAUAGCAUUGUCGACCCUGGUGGCUUCAGUGACUUCGAGCUCGAACCCUCGCAGGACCUCCUGGUACUCUGGGACAGCUAUUCACCGGCGCCAGAUGGUCUACGUCUCCGCUUCCUCUCCCUUCACGAGGGGACUAGACAUAAACGAGCGAAGACCUACGAUAUGGUCAUACCAGCAACACACUUCUAUCCUGUUGGAGGUCGUCCUGAGGAUCUAUGGAUCUUCGACAUGAACUCUAUCCAAUUAAAUGGGGAGCUCGUGAGCAUUUAUGCGGUCGAAGGCCAUCGCAUUCUCGUACUCAACUGGGUGACUGGUUAUAGCUGGUCGGUCCCAGGCUCUUCUUGCUGCACGCUUUCAAAGGACUGUCUGAUCGUCGCCAAUUGCCGUUGCAACCCUCCUCACUUCGACGUAUACCGCAUCACUUACUCUGUCGAGCCACCGACGAUCAGCCAUGUGCGCAGAACCAAUCUCCCGCGGGUACAGGAAGGGGUCAUGCGUAGCAUUGACUGCAAACCCUCCCCGUCCUCCCAUGCCUCAACGUCAGCGGUCUCCUCGGAGAAACGUGCCGUCCCGUUCUCGACAGCCCCUGACUCUGCGAUGGUAGUCUUCAACUUCCGACUGCGCGUCCCAGACACGUCGCUGGCCGAACCGGACAAACAGCUCGCGCUGCUGUGUUAUACUCCUGAGAUCCUGUCCGCGGUCCGCAGCCAUGUCCCGAAGACACCGGAACGACGACUGGGUAUCAAGGUAGUCGAAUGGGAGCGCUGGGGUCCGAACUCAUCGUUUUUCCUCGGAGACGUGACCAACGACGACAAUGUGUGGUCUUACGCGCUCUAUGGCUACCGCUUGAUGCUCAACGGGACCAUAUACGACUUCAACCCGCACACCGUCAAGUCCGCGACAACAAUGGCGGAGGGACGGGAGGGUGACGGCCCGGGGAGUAUGCACAUAUGUAAGGGCACUUCCUUCGAGGAUGCGAGAUGGUUCGUAGAGAAAAUUCAAACAAAUCGGCCGUAUCUCUGGGCGCCCAUCCAGGAUUCGAAGGUGCCGGCGUCGACCAGUUGCUUCCUUGUGGACGAAGACAUUCUUGCUCUCGAGGACGCGACGGAAUCAAACUCGGAGCAGGUCGUAAUCACUCAGCUGACGGUUGGACCUGAGUGGGACGCUUGCUAAUGGUCAUGGUAGAGCUGCGGGUUUAUUCUGGCGCGUAAUGGGUCCCAUCCGUUGUCAGCCUGUGUAUGCUUUCCUCUAGGUGUUACAUUGGAUGGACCCGCACCUGGACGCAUUUCUACCGUGCGUGUAGCGUCAU
Fomitopsis serialis is the source of this 1995-nucleotide messenger RNA. RefSeq lists its product as uncharacterized. The coding region runs from base 189 to 1859 and encodes 556 amino acids. The transcript is spliced from 5 exons. Gene Ontology annotation, molecular function: protein binding. Lineage: Eukaryota; Fungi; Basidiomycota; Agaricomycetes; Polyporales; Fomitopsidaceae. The record is from RefSeq and is a predicted model, not a curated record.